UGAGAGCUGUUACAGACGACAACGACCUGGUAUUCUAGGCCAAAACCCGAUGCAAUUUGGGCUACUUCGAAACUUCCAAGCACUGUGUUUAAACACACGAUUGAAAACCCGUUGCAUUUAAGUAAAGUCUCCAAGUGUUUAAACAAACGAGAGAGGAUUAGCUACAAAGUUGCGGAUACACAAUUCUGUGAUUUUUUAAAGAAAUGUAAUUAUUGACAUGAACUGAGUGGGGGAAGGAUUCGGAAGGCCGUGUAUAUUUUCAUAUGGCUUCAUGCUAUAAUUGGCAAAUAGGAAUAAUUUCGGAAAGGCAACUUAAUCAAAUUUAAUGGAUUCAAUCUAUAAGUCGUGGCCUACGGGCGUUGUUUGUCUAAAUGUAUUAAAAGGGAAAAAUCUUCACAAACCCCUUUUAACCUCAUAAGGGAAACAUAUUAAUGCAAGUUUUGAUUUGAUCACAAUGGUGCACACAAACAAGAUCGGAGAUAAGGACGGGAGAACAAAAUAUAAAGAGGUAUUGAGCAGCACAAGCCUUAAUCACAAUACAUACCGAUGUCAGGGUCAAAAGAAAGACAGGAGAAGCAAAAGUCACCCGAAUGUUAAAGUAAAGAACCAGCUUCGUUACCCAUCCGAUGGAGAUAUCGGAUAUUUUCUACAGGCUUCCUCGGAUGAGAAUCUUCCUCCUGUUCCUCUCGCAAGACCAGACAGCGAAGAUGCUGUAGCUAGGAGACACCGAAUUCUGCGGAAGUACAGUACGUCGUAUAGUAUAACGAAGAGGUUCUGGAGCAAACUUGGGAACGACGACGAAGAAGACGACAGUAAGAUGGAACAGUGGUCAAAGAUCAAAUCAAGCGUUUCUUUGGGAACCGUUAUUUCUCGCGUGUUUAUCGAAAACAAGGAAAAGAAGAAGCUAAUCAACCCCUUUAAAGUUAGACAGGAACUUAGAAAGAGAAGACUUUACUCAUUGUUUCGAUUCGCUGGCAGACUAACCAUUCUCUGUGCACGCUUGGCCAAAUCCCAUAGUCUUAGGUUUCGUGAGGAUGACGACGACAUAUCACCAUACAUCAAAGGACUUACCUUCCACGACUACGAUAACCAGCCCGACCUCAUGUUUGACAAGUCCCAGUUCAAGGCCAAAAAGUCGAUUCGAGUACCAGAGGAGACCAAGAGAAUAUUAUGCAAGCCACCGUCGCAACGAACUGAACAAGAACUUUACUCGGUACUUCUGACCCUUCGUAACAUUGAGGCCUUCGCUGCUUAUCCCAACAGAAUGCAGAAAAUGAUAGUGGCCGUCGGACAGUAUGAAAGAUUUGAAGCCAAACGAAUCGUCGUUAGACAAGGUCAUCCGGGUUCCUCGUAUUAUUUCAUGCUUUCUGGCGCAGCUGUUGUUAUGGUGAUGGAAAAUCCAAAUUCGUAUGCUCGCCCAAUAAAACAUUUAGAGAAGGGAAUGGACUUUGGUGAAAUUGCUUUGACUCUCAACAUUAAACGACAAGGUACCAUUAUUACCAAAGAACCUUGUGAAUUGAUGAGCAUUGGGAGACGAGAUUACCAACGGAUAUUCAUGGCUGGGGGUGUUCGUAGUAUUAAUGAUCCCGACCAGGAGAAAUUCCUCAGAAAUUUGCCUUUCCUUCACAACUGGCCAUUAAAACUGCUAGAGGACGCCGGAGACAAGACGCAUUUCCUCUUCUUCAAGCGGGGUGCCACAAUCGUCAAAGAAACAGGUCUAUCACAAUGGCUGGUUAUCGUAAAAUCGGGAAGCAUAAGCAUUCUGAAGCGUUUAAAGAGGGUGGUGCCAUAUGAAUGGAAGCAGAAGAAAGAGAUUAAAUUUGUCACGGAAAAGGAAAAGCGGGAUAACUACGCCAAACGUCUCGUGCUCAGACGACACAUUUUGUCGGAACUCAAGAUUCCCUUGAAAGGAAAUACAGUUGAUAAUGAGGACAAUCAGUUUGAGGAAUAUCCUGGAAAAUACAAAAUUUUUAUCCACCCGGGAGAGGAACCACACCUUGCGGAGUUGGAGACAACCACGCCCCUUCUUGAAGGAUUGCCAGAUAUGAAGGAACAUAAUUCCAAGAGAAACUCUUUUCAAAAUAUCCAGAAGAAAUUUUUACCAAAACUUUCUGAAGCCUCCGGGGAAGAAACUGCCGGUGAUAAUCCAUUGUUUUCUAAUAUGAAUAAAAGGGAACAUCCUGUGUUUGGUUUAGAAAGAGAAGAAACGUCUUUUGAUAUAUUAGCCACACCGCCAAAAAAGAAAGUGCUGGAAAACAAAACCAAUCGUCGGCAAAGUGUUAUGGAAAAAGAGAGAGAAAUGAUGGGGUUCGAAGAGAAAACCCGGACGGUUCAAGAUGACAUUGAUAAUAUUACGAAGGAUCCACAAGAAUACACAUUAGCUGAUCUGAAACCUGAAUUCGUUCGAGUGCAGACUCUUAUCAAAGGCCAAGUUUUUGGUUUGUCGGACCUUAUAUUAGAGCAGAAGACUAGCUUUAGUAUUGUUAGCAACGGUGCUGACGUCAUACUCAUAGACCAACAAUUUUAUCUAAAGCAUGCACCCGAGAGGCUUCUUUCCAAAAUGAGACAAGAGUUGUGUCCCUAUCCAACAGAUGAAGACCUACAGACGCGUUUACAACAGACUGUUGACUGGGAUGCUUACAGAACAGAUACCAUGUCUAACACCCUUAAAUACCUCGAGACCAGACGACAUCUACGUCACUCACUAAAAGUGUAACAAAGAAUAAGAUAGGCAUACGUUUGUGGUCCUUGCUACUCAGUAAAUCAAGCUAAAUGAAAUGUACAUUAUACAUACACUAUUUCACGUGGCUUUCUCUGACAUUAUAAACAUACAGUAACGCAUGUCUGUCACAACUGUUUUAUGGAAUUGUGCGUCUACAGAUGCUCUCUUUACAGUUACGCUCCUUUGAGUUGGAUUGUAUGGGCAUGUAUAUUCUUCCAUUUACCAAAUUGGAUAUUAAAGAUAUCGACAAGGUG
Ostrea edulis (European flat oyster) is the source of this 2976-nucleotide messenger RNA. RefSeq lists its product as uncharacterized. The record is from RefSeq and is a predicted model, not a curated record. NCBI's taxonomy places the organism in Eukaryota, Metazoa, Mollusca, Bivalvia, Ostreida, Ostreidae. Bases 455 to 2716 code for a protein of 753 amino acids. The transcript has 16 exons.